Molecule: messenger RNA, 527 nt
Organism: Symsagittifera roscoffensis
Lineage: Eukaryota; Metazoa; Xenacoelomorpha; Acoela; Convolutidae
Exons: 4
Coding region: 60-527 (155 amino acids)
Source: RefSeq, a predicted model, not a curated record
ACGCCAACCGCUGCUGGAUCAGUUAUUUCAGCCAAAAAUCAUUCAAAAAAUCUUCUGCUAUGAAUUUCUCGACUGAGUUAGUUGAUUCAACUCCCACCUUCUGGGAUGACUUCGUGCGUCCGUUGGACGAAGUGGAGACUACUCGAGGGAUGGUGAUGCGGGUGGUGUGGAUCACGUGGGUGUGCAUCUCUCUUCUCUUCGGAGUGCCCGGAAAUCUACUCGUGAUUGCUUCGAUUGCGUUUAUGAAACACAUGCGACAGCUGCACCACCUGUUCCUCGCCAAUCUAGGAAUAUUUCAAACACAAGACUUGACUCAAAUAAGCCAAGAAGGGCGAGGACUUCUGAAGGAAGCACUUAAGGAAUACAGAAAUCAACUGAGAGACUUCAAGGAUCGAAGCGAUAGACCAAUGGAAUCAAAAGUAAGACGACUCGAAAGACACCUCUUCAUGCGAAAAUUUGGUCAUGCUACACUAGACGAAGGGGUUGAAAGGAACCCGAGUUGGGAAAUAGAGUUGGAAGAAAACUGA